AUGAAGUCCUCUAUUAUCUUCUCUGUUUUGGCUUCGGCCGCCGUUGGCAUGGUUACCGCCGAGGGUCUCGACGUCAAAGUUACUCAGGCUGUGGAGUGUGACCGCAAGACCCAAAAUGGCGAUAUGGUCUCGAUGCACUACCACGGCUCGCUGGCCGAGUCCGGCAAGAAAUUCGAUGCCAGUUACGAUCGCAACGCGCCGCUUACGUUCCCUUUGGGUGCCGGCCGUGUCAUUAAAGGAUGGGAUCAGGGUCUGCUAAACAUGUGUAUCGGAGAAAAGAGGACUCUCACUAUCCCUCCCGAGUUGGGUUAUGGAAGCCGCGCCAUGGGUCCCAUCCCUGCUGGAUCAACCCUUAUCUUCGAGACCGAGCUGGUUUCUAUUAAGGGCGUCCCGACCCCCGAGAAGAUUCAGUACAAGGAUGCUGAAGGAGAGGAUGCUAAGCCUGAGGCGGUGAAGACGGACAAGAUCGUCGACAAGAUUGUAGAGGCUGCCGCCGAAGCCGCCGACGCCGCCAAGACUCUCGUCGCCGACACCGAUAGCGACCAGCACGAGGAGCUGUAA
Geosmithia morbida is the source of this 561-nucleotide messenger RNA. Its product is annotated as FK506-binding protein 2. Lineage: Eukaryota; Fungi; Ascomycota; Sordariomycetes; Hypocreales; Bionectriaceae. Gene Ontology annotation, biological process: protein peptidyl-prolyl isomerization. The coding region runs from base 1 to 561 and encodes 186 amino acids. The transcript has 5 exons. Gene Ontology annotation, molecular function: peptidyl-prolyl cis-trans isomerase activity. The record is from RefSeq and is a predicted model, not a curated record.